Homarus americanus (American lobster) is the source of this 9442-nucleotide messenger RNA. RefSeq names its product protein SSUH2 homolog. Bases 1032 to 2525 code for a protein of 497 amino acids. The record is from RefSeq and is a predicted model, not a curated record. NCBI's taxonomy places the organism in Eukaryota, Metazoa, Arthropoda, Malacostraca, Decapoda, Nephropidae. The transcript has 7 exons.
UGCACGUGUCCGCUCCGAUCGGGACCUAUAUUUCCUAAAUUCGGAUACCAUCAAUAACGAAAGAAAAAAUGUAUAGAACACAGCGUUACGUGGCAGACUGUGUUACACGUUGUUACAGUGACCGAGUUUGUGUAGGAUUUUGAGAAACUACUGUCGGUGUUGUGCUGUGAGAGCCGAGGAAAGUGUCUUGCACCACAGCCCUCAACCCCACACUCUCUUCCCCGGCAGCUAACUGGACACUGAGCAAAAUUAAGCUGAGCGGCGCCCUGAUCCACUCACACCUCGCCCAGGUCUCACCUCAGCACGACAGAGCGUCAGAGAACACGCUACCUGCGCCCCUCCCCCCCACGCCCACACUUGUGCGCCCUCAUAAAAAAGAGCGCUCCCCCCACGCCCACAGCUGCCUUUUCUCCUUAAUAAGAGUGUCCCCCACGCCAACAACUGCGCCUCCUCCUCAACCAGAGCGCCCCCUCCCCACGCCAGUGCUGAUGAGGGAGACAUGGCGUGAAUGAAGGAGGUAGCAGCGGUGGGAGAGGGAGAGGUGAGGAGUGAGGUGCGAGAGUGGCGUGGCGACGGGCAAGGAGUGGAGGGCGCGGGGAGGUGGCAGGGUACACACAGCCAACCUGGGCGAGGAGUGUCAGCGGGCGGGAGGACUGAGACUGCUGGUGACCCCGGCUGAUGGUGAGACACAGGUACCGGGUGAUGGUGAGGCAGUGGUAGCGCGUGUGAUGGUGAGAUAGUUGGUGCCCCGCCAGGAGGUGAACUAGUGCUGCCCGGCCGUGUGAUGGUGAGGCUACAGUAGCGGCAUGACGUGCUCGUGGUGUCUGGCCCCGGAACCAUGCCGGGCGCCAUGGUCGCCGCCACGGUGACUAGCGAGUCCCGGACAUGAACUGAACUGCUGUCGCCCGCCAGAGGACGCGUGGGUGUGAGGGCUCCCAGGCACGGGCCCUAGGGACACCCCCCGGCCGCCCCCAGGGGCCCCGGACCUGCUCGCCCACGCCGGCUGGGCGGCCCAGGGGCGGGGGGCGGCCAUGAAUGGGAGGGUGUUGCAUCAGGAGGAAGUGGUUCGCGUCCACGUGGCGACAACCACGACCACGACGGCUGCCUGCAGCACCUCUAACAACGGUCCGCCGCCGCCGCGCCGAGUCCUUCUUCUGGACCAGCGCGGCGGCCGCAUCGCCGGACCGCUCAGGGCUGAAGCCGGCGGAGAGUUCACCUUCGAGCUUAUCGAGAACUACCCAAGUCUUGGGCUGUCGGCGGUGCAGGACGGGUCAGGGACCAUCAUCAACUGGCGCGGGACGCGGGGCAACAACAGGUUGCAGCGCUCCAACCGCAAGGAAAGGGACAUUCUCGACCACUCCUCUGAGUCUAACAAGUCGCCCCGCUCACGGCCCUCCGUCCUCGACCCCUACUUGCCUACCUUUCAGCACCUGCUCUGUGAUCUUGACCUUGUUGCUUCGUCGCUUCACCUCAAGAACUACCCUGUGUGUGAGAAUGACCUCUAUGACGUGAACAUAUCGGUGCCGCCGCCUAAUGGAGGUGUGGAGGAGGACCGUGACCGCACGGAGACGCGCGGACCGCUGCCACCUGGCCCGCAAAUCACCGACCACCAGGCCCGGGCUGCACUCCUGGCCCACGUGGCCGACCGCUGCUGCUGGGGUUCCGGCGCCGCCAAGAAGAUGUCCAUUGCCAAGAUAAGCUACGACUCCGCCUUCCACUAUGAACUGCAGACGUUCACGGAGAAACGGGAGACGUCUUGGGCGUUCACUCCGUACGGCGGCGGAGACGUGGAUGGUCCGUCUAAUGGUGCGGCGCCGCUGCCAUGGGACGUGGAGGCCCAUCCUGCCCACCUGUUCCACGACGAGGUGAAGGUGGUGCAGGUACCCCACACAGCCUCCGUCAAAGAGUGCCACCGGUGCAAGGGCACGGGCUCCCUCCAGUGCUCCGAGUGCCAUGGCAAGGGCUGGACACGGUGCCUGUCUUGCCACGGGGACGGGUGGUACACGGACUCCUCAGGGUACAAAGAGCGUUGCUUCUACUGCCAGUCGUCCACCCACGGCCAUGGGCGACAGGACUGCCUCAAGUGUAACGCUAAGGGCCGCGUUGCCUGUCCUCCCUGUGACAGCUACGGCCAGAUACGCUGCUUCAUCCGCCUCACUAUCACAUGGAAGGUUAAUACGUCAGAACACAUCGUGAGGAAGGGUGGGUUGCCUGAGGCCCUGGUUAAGGAAGUGUCUGGUCAAGUUGCCUUUGAAGAGGAAGGUACUCGCAUCUUCCCGCUGACACAGUUUCCGGACAACACCAUUAACCUGGCGUCAGCACAGCUUGUCAACAAUCACAAGAAUGCUUUCCAUGAUGAACGAACCUAUGCACAGAGACACCAAGUGCGCAUUGUGCCUGUAGCUGAGGUGGAGUACGGGUUCAAAGGUGGUCCUGGCAAGUUCUGGGUAUAUGGCUAUGAGAACAAGGUUCACAGUCCAGACUACCCACACACCUGCUGCUGGGGCUGCUGCUGUGUCAUGUAGUGCCUGAAGCACGUGUUCACAACUGCUGCUCUCCAAGGCCCUAGUUUACAUCCAAAGAGUUUAGGAUGGUCUCUUGGUGUCUAUACGAAGAGAUUGUUCGUCUUCGUCUCGAGAAUUUAGAGUUUCUUCUUGAGAAUCAAAAGUUGUUACUCAAAGAUUUGAAGCUUUUUCUCUAUACUCUAUAGUUUCUCACUAGGGAUCAUCAAAUCCUGUGAGCAAUUGAAGGUUGCUUCUCAAAGGUCUAAAACUGCUUCUUGACACCUAAACUUACUUUGCUGUGGAUCAGAGAUUCUUUUCUAGGAUCCUACAAUGCUUCUACAGGUUCACAACUCUCUCUUUCAAGGAAAUUAAGCUGCUUUUCUAAAUCUAAACGCAUUUCUUAAGGAUGUAUAACUACUACUUAAAUCUUUAAAAUUCAUCAUUGAAGACAGAAAACUGUCAUUUGUGGUUAUGAUUAGUAAUACCUUUAGAGUUGAGAACCAUUGUGGUAAGGGUUAAGGAGAGGGUCACGUCUCACAGCAGUGAUUCUACUGUUUCUUUAUGAAAGAAAAGAUGGUGAUUUUUUACUUUUAAUAAAUAUUGUUUCAGGUAUGAAAUUUGCUGCACCGGCUCAUGGUGACUGAAGUAUAACGCUCCACUUACUGUUCGUAAUUGAAAACAAAAAUGGCAUCAAAUCUUGGUUGCAAUGGGCUAAAUCACAUGCAUCCUAUACAGUAAUGACUAAUUAAAAAAAGAUUACAAAAAUAUAACCAAUAGUUUUUAAACUAUUGUUAUUAUAAGGAUAUCACUAGGUAUAUACAUCUAGAGUGAUAUAUUUUGGUGUAAAUGAAAUAUUGCUCGGUCUAGAGCAAGACCCCUCCAUGUUCAUAAACAGAUACGAAGCAAAGUGUCAUUCCAGACAGUAGAAUAUAUCGGCAGAUGUAAGAAAGUCAUCACUCGUAAUACAGUAUAGGAAGCAUUUAUCAUCUUCUUCAAUAGCAAAUGACUUCAUUAAAAUGACAACAGAAUGCUUAUGUAAUCCACCACAUAAUUCCCUAAAGUAAAAUGAUAUGUCAGUAAAUUAUUACUUUCCUCAUUAAUAUACCUUUAGUAUUAAUGAGUCACUUGAAAGAUAACUUUAUCACUACCUGUAAGCUAUCCAAACUAAUUUACUUUUAAUUCAUUCAAUCCAAAUGUUACACUUUCUUACAUGUACGAAUUAUACAAUACUUAUUGUACCUAAUAGACACUAGCCUUUGGGAACUUAUAAAAUUUUUAAGUUUCAUAAAAUUUUGUAAUGGCUUCAAAAUAUUGGCCAUAGUAUACUACACUUUCACUCGUUUCUGCUUACUGUAUAUCUGUACUGUAUUGUAGACCUUUGGAAGCAAAAAAUUAUAAAGUCGUUAAAUUGUUUUAACAAAUAUUUUUAUGCCUUGUGUUCAAAAUUAAAAGAGUAAAUAAAUAAAUUUUUGAUAGUAGACUUAAAAUAUAUUGACGUUAAACCUAUAAUUGAAAUAAUAAUAUAACUCCUAGUUUAAGGUUGUUAAGCAAGAGCCAAUUAUGCUUUAUAUCUUGGGUAAAAUUAAUGAAAGUUGUGCUUAUUUAUUUACAGACAACCGAUAUUUUUACUCUCAUUUCAUAAUUUUUACUCACAUCCAAAAAUAUGAAUAAUUUUCAGUACUGUAUUGUCUUUCUUCAAGAUACAGUAAUUGUUUCUUUACCCACAGUUGUGGCAGGUGCUGUGGCUCUGACUCAACAUGACAGACUAGGCUCUUAAAGGCAUGUACUGUUCAAUGAAUUUUUCACGUAACUAAACAUGUAUGACUGCAUUAACUGGUUGCCUUCAAGUGAAUCAUGAAAAUAACAUCAAAAUUAUGUGGAGUUUUUGUUCCUAACUAGAACACCUUCACUUGUCUGCCCCAGUAAGAAGCAAAAUUAACAUAGCUUAUAUAAUGUUUGCCAACAUUCUCUGUGUUGAUUUUCUCUCGUGCCAAGUGACUAUACUUAAGGUAGAAUCUUGAUGUAAAGUUUAGCCAAUUCUGGAUGUUAUACAGUAUUUGUACUUUAUCCUGAGUUAACUACUGUAUGGUAUACUACUAUACUCCACGUUCAUGCUUCCUUCCUUGUUUACUUGAGUUUUUAUCUACAAGCCUUUGAGAGUCCGGACUGAACACUGUAUAUUUAUUAGGAAAUCUUUAAAUAUUUUUGCUCUAGGAUUAUACUAAUGUACAAGGAAAAUAUUAGGUUAUUUAUUAAUAUUUAUAUUGUUAUGAUGUGACUUACCUCCCAGUAGGUUAUCUAGAUACUGUUUAUUGACGUUUAGAUUAUUAUGAACUUUACCCCUUCCCUGUUAAACAUGUUUUAGAGUUUAAUUUAGCUGUUCACGUGAGUUAUUAACCAUAUUCCUGUACAUCAGACUACAGUAAACCUUGAAGAGAAUUUAAAGAUUAUAAAAAAAGGCAAAUUUUUACGUAGGUGAUUUUAAUUACUGUCUUGUAUGUUGCAGUCAAAAGACACUUCUAACUAAUGUUACUUACCUAUAAAUGUUUUGUGAAUGAUAGAUAUUCAGCGGCUCACAGGAACAGCAGGGAACACCUGUGUAAGACAAACUGUGCUAAAUUUCCUGGAAGGUUUGACAUGUGCAAGGCCAUUCACCCUCAUUUUCACACACACACACACACACACACACACACACACACAUUAUACAUACAUUUUACUACAGUUUACUUUGACUACAUUGUGUGAUUUGAAUGGUUAGCUUAAACAAUAGUUUACCUUUGUCAGUUAUAAGUUAUAAUGGUUGGUAACAUUAAAAUAAUCAAAAAAUAAAUUUUUAGAGUAAUGAACAGUGUAUUAAUUAGGAAAGUGCUUUGUACUUCAUGUUACACGUGUGAAAUGUCUCAAUGUAUGCGACUGCCAAGACUGUCGCUGGGUCUGCAGGUGUAAAUUAUAUUGGCAAUCUUGAAUUUUGAAUAGUGUGUCUGUAAGGUUACAAACUCCUUGCAUAAUAAAAACCUAAUUGCAUUAUAAAUGGUAACAACUUACUCUUUUGAGUGUCGAUUUUCGUGUGAACUCCACACACUAAGUCUUGACUACUUGUAUUGACACAAAAUAUAAUAAGAAUUAUUUAAAAUUUGAUGUUGCCAAUUACACUAUAUUUAUUGUAGAAAAUAAAAAAUGCAAUGUACAUAAUGAUGCGCACCAUUGCUAUUGGUGCACCAUUGGGCAAAUUCUUGAACAAUGCUUGAGUAGAAACUAAAAUACCCUUUAUUAACAUGAUAUAAAGUACGUAUUUUUUUUUAAUUGAAUGUUUCAAAAUCAUUCACCUCAAGUUUAAGCCAAGAAUUCACCCCAAGUUGUGUAUGUGUCCGCUUGAUGGUUCUGCCUCUACAUGAUGACUCAAUACAAGGUUUCUGAAACACAUAUUUAUUUAAAUCUUAUUCAUGAAUAUCAAGCAGACUAGUUAGCUGCACUUGUUUAAGACAACUCAGAACUCAUGAUAUCUGAACACAGCUGUUCCUUGUGCUGAAGACAGUCUUUUAUUACGUGCUCAUUUCAUACAUAAGGUUUUAUAAAUUCGUAAUAUAUAUAAAAAAUAACUUUUGUGCUGUAGAAUGCAAGCUGAUUUUUAGCCAGCUAAAUCAUAAGUUCAGAGUAUCUAUUAAACAGUGUAAUGGAGAUCCCAUGCCAUCUAGAGUCAUCUGAAGUGUUACACUCUACCCUGCAACAUGUACAAGGUACCAUGAACAGGCCCACAAGGUCAUUAUGUUUUGAAAUAUAUUUAUUUAUUUUUGCAAGCGGGUGACAAGAAACAACUGAACUUAACCCCACCAGACCAGCCUGUGCUGUACUAGGUUGUUAGGGUCUUUUGGUUUGUGUCAUUUGAAAAAAUAAUAAUUCAGUAGUCUUAUUCCUGGUUGUCUCUCCUAACAUUGUUCACCUUGCCUCUGCCCCUGUCAAAGUUCAGUCACAAGAAAAAUAUAAGAAUUAAAGUGUUUGAUGUGUACCAAUAUUCUUAACUGAAUAGACAAUGUUCAUAAAUAUAAAAAAAUAUCAUAGAUAAAUAAAUAUAUAUAUAUAUAUAUAUAUAUAUAUAUAUAUAUAUAUAUAUAUAUAUAUAUAUAUAUAUAUAUAUAUAUAUAUAAACUUGACUGAGACAGUUGGAUGUCAAUAACCGUGCAGCUCUGUAUAGUGCAUGAGAAAAUAACAGAAAGACAUUGACAUAACAUUCUGCUCCAGGAGAUCAUCAUUAUUGUAGGACGAAGUUGAAUGUUGUGUCAUAUAUUCCUUGUUUGUUAAACUGGCAAUACUGUACACCUUUAUCAAGGCGAUUUAUUUUUGCACAUUGCAUUAUGUAAAUUGACUUUGUAUACUGUUGUGUAAGAAUUACUUUUGCUUGUAAGAUUUCCAGUGGUUUUCUACCUCACCUUGGUAUCAUGCUGACACAGUAUUGCCAGGACACAGGGCACAUUCUGGUUUUUUGAGGCCAUUUAAAGACUAAUUGAUUUGUAGAAAAGGAAUUCUAAGUCUUUUUAAAAUAUAUGUCAAAGAAAUUAAUGAUGGUUAUAUUCCCUGAAAAAAAAAGUUCUGAAAUUUUAAGAUUAUCAUCUUGAAAUAUCGGUAGAGUUAGAAUUCCUUUUCUUUCUUUCUUUUUAAGGCAAUGCAACUAAUAUCUUGUCUAACUCUCGAGGUUGUCACACCUUUUAUAUUUCAAACAAGCAGUGAUUUCAGAUAACCAGUAUAUGUUUGUUUUUUUAUGAUGUAUGUGUAUUCUGUCUUCUCGUAUGUAUCUUUACUUCAGUUGGACAAAAAUACCAUUUAGUUUGAAUUUAAAUUAUCAAGAAACUUAUAUAUGUAUAUGAAGCAAUUUAAAUGUAUUCCCUUUAUGAAGAUGUUACCGAGAACACCACAUUUAGACAUUUUUUAAUAAUAAGGCGACUCAUUAAUCCUGAACCAUGACCCGGUAUCUAACCCACACCUAUCCUUAACCUAACCCACACCAACCCCUAAUCUAACCCACACCUACCCCUAAAUUAACCCACACCUACCCCUAAAUUAAUCCACACCUACCCCUAAAUUAAUCCACACCUACCCCUCUUCUACCCCUAACCUAAGACACAGUUUAAAAAUUAACAUUAGUCUGGUUCCGGUGAUUAGUUUGUUCCCUUAAAUAAGCUGUCAAUUCUUGUCAGACUUAGUAUAUGGAGGAUUUUACUGAACAUUUAUUUUCCAUUGUAUUUUUUUUAUUCAAUACUAUGCAAGUCAUCAAGAGAUCUCAAAAUAAUAGAACGACUUUUUAAAAACGUCUUCUGUACGACAGUCUCACUUUCAUUGAUAACUUAUUCAGAUACAGAUGUGCAUAAUAAUCACAACAUUGACGCAGCUUCACUGUACAUACUCAUAAUACAUACGUACUCUAAAAUUAAAGAUUCAUUAUGUACAAAAAAAAAUAACCCCCAAAAUCACAUACACGCAACACACACACAAUUUUGAUAUGGAUGCAUCAUGCUUCUAUGGUUGAUAGUUUUUUUUACAAGCACACCAUUCUUAUAAUGGAGCUUCAUAGGUGUAAAAGCAGUUUUUGCCCUCGUGCAAGUUCUUUUGAUAAUAUAUAAACUUGUAAGUGGUACAAAAGAAGAUGCUGUUUGUGUAGGAGAUAGAGGUAGUGGUCUUCGCUUCAGUGUCUUGCAUCAUCAUAUUCUGUUAGAUAAUUCAUCAUGUCAUGAUUUUCACUUAACUGAUCUUUUGCAUUUUAUUGUAUAGAUCACUUUUUUUUAUUUCAUUAUAUUCAAUUGCAUUGCUUUUUUUCAUUAAAUUGUUAAACAUGGUCAUUGUGCAUCACAUAUUAGUAAUUAUGAAGAAUUUCUUCUAAAUGAACGCUCCCACUCGCCACCAUAUGAUUGCCUAGAUCAUCAUUACUCUACAUCACCACUGCAGUUUUAUUGGUAGUUUCCUAUAACACAUAUAAAGGAUUUCUGUAUAUAUGGCUCAGCAUCAACAUGUGAAGCUUUUUUUAUUUUUGGAUAUAAAGAAAAACAUUGACAAAAUAGUUUUUUCACCUAUUAUUUCCCUCCACUCAUAACAGCCUGAUGUUGUUGUUGUUGUUUGAGGCCAUUAAAAUGACUACAGCUACAGCAAGUGUAUAAAAUAUACCUGAUAUAUUUUUUUUUUGCAGGCUGUCCUAUUCCUUAUGUAUAUAAUGGUAAAAUUUGUCUAUGUAUAAAUGAUUAAGUAUAUUUUGAAUAUAUUAUAUUUACCUAUGUACUUAAGCAUUUAAAAGUAAAUACUGCAAAACAGACAGAAGAGGACCCUAUGUUUCACUAGGCUUCUGUUACCAUCUAUCAAAUGUCACUUGUACCUGUACUGUAUCUGUAAACUGGUUUUGUGCUGUCACAGAGGUUUAUGACAACAAUAACACAGUAGCAGAAAGAUGGCAUCUGACCCGCUAAUUUACCAACCAGUAAGAGACAACACAUGAUCAUGGCUCAAAGAAGAGAAAUAUGAUAAUUCAUGACCGACACAACACGUCUGGUCUUGGUAACAAAUUAAAAUUUAUCACUCUUAUGUGCCAUCUCAAAUUUCAACUUGUCAUUCAACAGUUAGUAAAUUAGCCAAUCAGAUGCAGUCAGUUUGCCAACUGAUGCUGUACAUGUUAUCCAAGGAACCAGUUAAUUGUAUCUGGAGCAGAUAAAAAACUCGCUUGUCAACUAAAUUUAUCAUAAAAUAAGUGAUUUAUUAUGGCUUGAGGAUCAAGGUAUGAUGGCCUAUUUGGCUUAUUGCCACAAAUUUUAUUUUGGUGUAAUGUGGUUGUUAUUCUUGCUAGGCUUAUACAUCAUUUUCAUCAUUUCCCAUUAAUUAUCAGUUUCACACCACUGUCACUCUAUAAACGUUGUCAUCUUAAGAGUAACCAGAAAGAAAUAAAUGUUGAACAUGAUAAA